GGAACUCUUUCCCCUCGACGGAGUUGCUGAGUCACACAAGGAAAUGUCAGUCAUCAGCAGCAGCCAAGCAUCGUCAAGGGUAGAUGCCAGAUGCCAGGUCCUGAAUCGGCAUGCUGGCCUCUCGUUAAUCUUGGAUACAUGUCCCGUAUCGAUAUCUGUAAGAUAUCUAUUGGAUCAAACUUGAUGUCACUCCGUCACCACUCUCACCCACCAGUCUCCGCGGAGUCGGCGCGGACCGAGUCCACCUCCAGACGGGAACAAACAUAACUUGGCCAUGGUGCCCCGCCACCCUUCUCAUUGUUGCAGAAACACCCUGACAGAAUACCGGUAGUAGCAGUCAGUCAGCCUUCAACUCACACUUUUAGUUAUUACCUACCUACUAUGGGUGCGGUUGCGCGCUGUCUGUCCCAGCGCAUCCGGCUCGGGACGCUGCAUACGCCAACGACGAAUAGAAGGCCCCGAACGACUCCGUCACAAUUUCGAGGUGUUGCGUCGGCGACUCUCGCCCAUCCCUUUCAAGGGGUCCAGACGUUUUCUGCUUCGCCUGCGCCGUCACCAGCUGUCGACGAACCUCUUCCUCAACCUCCAUCAUCACACCGACUGCCCCCCAGCCCUGCUGACCGCGGCUCCCGGGUUAUUGGACCGACGCCCCCGCCCUCAUCGAGCUCUCGCAAGGAUCGCAUCCGCGAGGCCAGGCCCUUCUCCGAUUUCCUCACGGAUAACUUCGAUCGCCAGCACGACUACUUGCGCAUCUCCGUAACUGAGCGAUGCAACCUACGAUGUCUAUACUGCAUGCCUGAAGAGGGUGUGCCCCUCUCGCCUCAGAAGGAGCUCCUCACCACCCCCGAAAUUGUGAUGCUCUCGUCUCUGUUUGUGUCCCAGGGCGUUACCAAAAUUCGUCUGACGGGAGGCGAGCCCACUGUGCGGCGGGAUAUUGUGCCUUUGAUGCAGCAGAUCGGAGCCCUGCGAGCCCAGGGCCUUCGCGAGCUCUGCCUCACUACCAAUGGCCUAUCGCUCCACCGCAAACUGGACGCCAUGGUAGAGGCUGGCUUGACGGGAGUAAACCUGUCUCUCGACACCCUGGACCAAUGGCAGUAUCAGUUGAUGACGCGGCGGGCGGGAUUCAGCGCCGUACAGAAGACUAUCGACCGCAUUUUCGAGCUGAACCGCGCGGGCGCGGGCAUCAAGUUUAAGAUCAACUGUGUGAUCAUGCGCGGGGUGAACGACCGGGAGAUUCUGCCAUUUGUGGAAAUGACGCGGGAGAAGGAUGUCGAGGUGCGCUUCAUUGAGUACAUGCCGUUUGACGGCAACAAGUGGAGCAAGGGCAAGAUGUUCAGCUACCAAGAGAUGCUGGAUCUGAUCCGCUCCCGGUAUCCGGACCUUCAAAGGGAGGCGGGCCACAAGAACGACACAAGCAAGACCUUCCAGGUGCCAGGCUUUGUUGGCAAGCUUGGGUUCGUCACGAGCAUGACCCACAACUUUUGCGGCACAUGCAACAGGCUCCGGAUCACCAGUGACGGCAACCUGAAGGUGUGCCUCUUUGGGAAUGCCGAGGUUUCCGUAAGAGACAUCUUGCGAAAGGUGAACGGGGGCGAGCCAAUCGACGAGGAAGCCUUGGAGUUGCUGAAGCAAACUGCCCUGGACGGCUUGAAACAAUCAUCACAGCUGUUGGUACCCAACUCUGAGGAGCUCCUCAACGUGAUUGGUAUGGCUGUAAAGCGGAAGAAGGAAAAGCACGCUGGCCUUGGCGAGCUGGAGCAUAUGAAAAAUAGGCCUAUGAUACUGAUCGAUCCGCCAGCCACGUUUCAGCGGCACCAUUCUCGGUGGCAUCAUCACAUCGGUUUCGCGCCAAGUACCAGCCUUACCAACAAGGGACCAGCACCUCUCAGCGGCUUUCCGGUCCCGGGCUCUGGCAGCACUUCUGGUUUCCAGCAGCUACGCCUCUUCACGAGCACAUCUCGACAGUUCCGUCAGGAUGGCAAGGACAACGAUUCCAAAGGUCCGAAACUGACGCAUGUCACCUCUUCUGGAGAGGCCCAUAUGGUCUCGAUUUCAGACAAGACGCCCACAAAACGCGUGGCCACAGCCAAAUGUACUGUGUACUUCUCGGACCCGGCGGUUCUCAGACUUAUCAAAGAGAAUCAAAUGAAAAAGGGAGAUGUGCUCGGAGUGGCGAGGAUAGCGGGCAUCAUGGCGGCGAAACGGACGCCGGACCUCAUUCCGCUGUGCCAUCCUAUUGCUCUGACGCAUGCCGAGGUCGAGCUGGCGCCUGUGGAAGCAAACAUUGAAGACGAAACCAAUGGCCAGAACAAGGGAGGCGCGAUUGAGAUUACGGCAACAGUUUCUUGUGAUGGCAAAACGGGCGUGGAGAUGGAAGCGCUCACAGCUGCGUCAACCGCUGCCCUGACAGUCUACGACAUGUGUAAAGCGGUCGACAAGGCAAUGGUCAUCGAGGGCUUGAAAGUGGUUCUCAAGGAGGGUGGCAAGAGCGGAAGAUGGGAGAUGCCAUGACGAUACUGGGAAGCUCAUGAGAUUAACCAACAUUCCUCGAAAAAGAUCAACCGGCAGUUGGGAAGUGGUGGGAGCUGUAGCCGAGAACGUGGGUUGCGGUUGAGGCUGACGGGAACAUGAUGGGAUGAUCCCUCCAACAAAGCACCACCGAUGGAAGCAAGCAGAUCCGGUUCAACGACGCCAUGGUGUGCCCGAAUUCAGUAAGGCUGACUGAUCGACCAAGUUCUUCUGGCCAAGACAUGACAGAAAAGUGACAGCUCUGAUCAUGAUCCAGCUAAAGCCAUCGUAGCGGCGGUGAUAUUGAUGAUGUAUGCGGGGCUAUUUUCUGUAUCUAGAGACCAACUGCAGCAUCUGCCUGUUUGCGUAUGCAGGGCAUCGACAUCGUCUCUGCAAGAGAGAGGCCAAGUUUCUCGCUUUCUCUGGAGUGGUCCUGUUUUGCUUCUUUUGUUGACAGCUCAAAGCGCACCAAUGGAGAUACAUCGAGAGUGAAAAUGUUGGCUUCUUUGCUCUUCUGUGUCGUAGCAGACAAGAGCUGCUGAACAGGUCUCCCUACUCCUGUCCCUCCCUUGGCAAAA
Messenger RNA from Podospora pseudopauciseta, 3086 nucleotides. RefSeq lists its product as uncharacterized. Gene Ontology annotation, biological process: Mo-molybdopterin cofactor biosynthetic process. Bases 382 to 2511 code for a protein of 709 amino acids. NCBI's taxonomy places the organism in Eukaryota, Fungi, Ascomycota, Sordariomycetes, Sordariales, Podosporaceae. Gene Ontology annotation, molecular function: metal ion binding; GTP 3',8'-cyclase activity; 4 iron, 4 sulfur cluster binding. The record is from RefSeq and is a predicted model, not a curated record. The transcript has 2 exons.